Messenger RNA from Oryzias latipes (Japanese medaka), 2552 nucleotides. RefSeq names its product aquaporin 4 (gene aqp4). Gene Ontology annotation, biological process: transmembrane transport; water transport. Gene Ontology annotation, cellular component: basolateral plasma membrane; plasma membrane. Gene Ontology annotation, molecular function: water channel activity. Lineage: Eukaryota; Metazoa; Chordata; Actinopteri; Beloniformes; Adrianichthyidae. The record is from RefSeq and is a predicted model, not a curated record.
CAAUAAAGCUACUGGAUGCAGUCCCAGGACACAAAGAGUGACUCGCGUUGAUCUGACAGGCACUCUCUCCGCUCCGAUUCCUGCACUCACGCAACCUGCUGCGUUUUUGUGAGGACUUCCAGUCAAGUAGCUGUGAUGAAGGGAGACAAGUCCCUGUCAGUUCAGUGAAGUAAAUCUGCAGGACUAAUGAAUGAAAAUAACUCAUUACAUGCAACGGAGGCAGACGGAAACAGAACACAUCGUUACUUUUGCAGGUUCCUGUCCUGCUGUAUCUCUCAGAACAUAAUGGUGGCUUUUAAAGGGAUCUGGACCAAGGAAUUCUGGAGGGCUGUUUCUGGAGAAUACCUGGCCUCUGUCAUCUUUGUCCUCCUCGGUUUGGGCUCCACUAUUAACUGGGCUGCAGGGGAGGAGAAACCUCCCCCAGCUGACUUGGUCCUCAUCUCCUUGUGCUUUGGUCUCAGCAUAGCCACUAUGGUGCAGUGUUUUGGCCACAUAAGUGGCGGGCACAUCAAUCCCGCUGUCACAGCAGCCAUGGUUGUGACCAGAAAGCUGAGCCUGGCAAAGGCUCUGUUCUAUGUGGCAGCUCAAUGCCUGGGAGCUAUAACUGGAGCCGGGAUUUUGUACCUAGUAACACCUGACACUGUUAGAGGAUCCCUUGGUGUGACCAAGGUGAACACUAAUGUUGCUUUGGGAAAUGCCCUUCUUGUGGAGCUCCUCAUCACCUUUGAGCUGGUCUUCACCAUCUUUGCCACCUGUGAUUCCAAGCGUACAGAUCUGAGUGGAUCUCCAAGCUUGGCCAUUGGACUAGCAGUGGCUAUAGGCCAUUUAUUUGGAAUUCCUUAUACCGGAGCCAGCAUGAACCCCGCUCGCUCUUUUGGGCCAGCCGUGGUCACACUUAACUUUGAGAACCAUUGGGUGUAUUGGCUAGGUCCCAUUCUUGGAGGGCUGCUGGCUGCAGGUUUUUAUGAGUACCUGUACUGCCCCGACCCUGAGAUAAAGAAGAGAAUGCAGCAAAUCUUCAAGAAGACCCCAUCAGGGACUUACAAAGAAGUGGAAACUGAAGACCUUGGAGUCAAGUCUGUCUCCGGACACAACAUCGAUCUGGAAAAAGCGGAGAAAAAAGAGCUGUUCCAUGACUCAACGGGAGAAGUGCUGUCUUCGGUAUGACUAUCACAUGCACUGGAGAUGGAGACCAACUUGUAGUGAAAAGAGACAACCUUUGGAGCAGAGCAUGUUUGUUAUUUUUUAUUUUUUUGUCUGUGUCAAAUCUGUACAACAUUUAAUCCAGACAAAAUCUCCUCAUGGCUCUCUGAGAACAAGUCUGUGCAUUAUUCUAUAUCAUGUAGGACGGCAGACUGGUAUUAAGAAAUAUGUGUGGGGUCAACCAAUUACAUGGGGUCAUCACUCUGAAUUGGAGACGUGAAGAAGAAGAGAACGUAGCCUUGUUAAUUUGGGAUUAGUGUCACAUUUAGUCUGCCUUCUGUGCAUGUGUUAGAAAGAAAAAUUGUCCAUGUGAUCAUUAAGCACAGUAUACAUCCCAAGAAAUGUAAGACAGCUCUGACAAGCUGUGAUAACACAGUUGUAUGGCAGCAUUCUCCAUUUUCAGUGCAUCAGCGAGGCCAUUAAUUUAAUGCAAACUCUGCUGUUUAUGCCUUUCAUUGGGAUCCAAUCACUCCUUUAUAGCUGUACAGUCUUUGCUUUAUUCCACUUUAGCAAUGUUAAUUUAGAAUUUUUAACACAUUUUCACAGAUAUUUUGUAAUGUUCUUUACACUUUCUUCAAGUAUUUAAUUUUUUUUUUUUUUCCAUUAGGACUAUGUCUUAUUUCUUGUUUGGACAGAUUAGAAAUUAGAUGCUAGUUUUCUUCUUUGUGUCUGCAUGUUCUAAAAUGCAUCAACAGAAGAGCUUUAGAUUUUCUCUGCAACAUAAAAUGCAUCGUAAAAAAUAUUCUUUUUGUUGUUGUUUUGUUUUGACUGUGAAACAACAGGCAGAUUUAUACUGAUGAUGGGCUAGGUAUUUUACAUCUGGAUUUAUAUUAAUUAUUUUCAAAAAAAUAACUAAUUCUGGAUAGUAACAUAGUGGAAAAUUUUACUUUAGAAAUAAAAGGUAAUCUGUAAAAGAAUGUUUACACUUUAUGUCUUUCACAAUACCUCUAUAUUGUUUUCUGUGAAAGAUUCUACUGCAAGCUGUAUGCUUAAUGUUUUCAAGGCUUGAGUGCUAUAAUUUAGACGCUAAAUCAACAUUGUGUUUAUACCCACACAGACUAUAUUCUGUCUGACACACCACCUUUUGUGCGCUCUCACAUGUAGCAACUGCCUCGCCUGCUGGCCAAAGAGUGAAUCUCCUGCAUUAAUAAAGAGAUUUCCUUGUUUGGUUUCAUCCAGACGAGGGCAGCCGUGAGCCUCAGAUGUGAAGAUUUAGGCCUGGGUGGACAAAUGUCAGUUUUUUUUUUUUCAUAAGCCUUGGUGUGGUAAUUCAAUUUGAAAUUUAACCAGGUCAUUAAUUCAGUGUGGCAUUGCCUCAAUUUGCUAUUAAAUAAAGAGUUGUAAAUACA